This is a messenger RNA of Sardina pilchardus (European sardine), 2442 nucleotides long. Its product is annotated as tumor necrosis factor receptor superfamily member 21. Gene Ontology annotation, cellular component: CD40 receptor complex; external side of plasma membrane. Gene Ontology annotation, biological process: cellular response to tumor necrosis factor; positive regulation of tyrosine phosphorylation of STAT protein; positive regulation of canonical NF-kappaB signal transduction. The record is from RefSeq and is a predicted model, not a curated record. Lineage: Eukaryota; Metazoa; Chordata; Actinopteri; Clupeiformes; Clupeidae. Gene Ontology annotation, molecular function: antigen binding; protein binding. Bases 61 to 1512 code for a protein of 483 amino acids. The transcript has 9 exons.
GGGAGACUACAGUAGCUUUCGUGUAAGCGUUUCGCGUUUCGCUGGAUAUUUGUCGUCAGAAUGGAGUGGAUGUAUUCAACAAACGUUUUAAUUUUCAUAUGUCUUUGUAAACUGCUGUCAGUGUCAGGCUACAGCAGCUGCAAUUGUAAUCCAGAGCAGGAGUCCUGCAAGUGCCCACCCUGCAAAAAGGAUUACUACUGGCGUCGAAAAACGAGUGGAUACCGGUGUGAUUCUUGCACACAGCCCUGUUCCGUAACGAAACACCUUGUUGAGAUAAAAGCCUGCGGUAUCUCCACCAACCGUGUGUGUCACUGUGCUGAAGGCUAUUACUGCCCGGAACUUCUAAACUACAGCUGUGUUUUUCCCUGCAAGCCUUGUCCUCCUGGAACAUUCUCCAAUAAAGCAUCCUUGGCGUCAUCCUGUUAUCCUCACACAGAUUGUAAAGGUCGAGGAGUGAUCACGGAGGGGACAGCUACACAGGACCGGGUCUGUGUUGAUGCUACCACCCCCAGACCUGCCUCAAAGAUCACAUCUGGGGCCCCAGCCGCGCAAGUGAUCCGGGCACCUGCACCGCACGCCGGCGACCCGGGUUCGAUUCCCACCCCGACGUCCUUUCCGGAUCCCACCCCGACUCUCUCACCCAUUCGCUUCCUGUCUCUCUCUACUGUCCUGUCAAAAUUAGAGGCACAAAAGCCCAAAAAAUAUACUUUAAAAAAAAGAGAGAACACACCUGGAAUAUCUCCCUCGCCCAGUGACGCCCACACACUGACAACUUCUCCGGGCUCUCCGAAAGCUUCUGUUGCCUCCGGUGCUCUGAAGGAAAGCAAAACUCACAUAAACACCCGUGACCUGAGGGAAGGUACACCAGCCCCCUUGACAGACUCCCCUAGUCACUGGCUGAUUGUGCUGAUGAUGCUCUUGGUUGUCUCGGUCCUGGUGGGCUGCUUCCUGUGGCUCAAAGGCAAGGCUCUGAAGAAGCAGCUGAAGUGGACCAGGGGUCUGCCAUUUGGGAAAUAUCAAGGAGCAAAGAAGGCGGGUUACAACAUCUGUGCACCCUCCCUCCAGCACGAGCAGGAGCAGCAGCACGGGGCAGAGAUGGGAGGGGACCCCCGUGUGGAGCGGCUGAUUCCCCUGAGUGCGGGGAACGGGGGCCCACCGAGGGGAACGGACUCCGCGGCCCAGCCUCACCCAGGCCAAGGCAGCACGCAGCACGUCACCAUGAGCAACAGCGGAAGGGGAGAGAACAUCAGCAACACUGUGGGGUCUAUAUUUAUCUACUCUCCAGGAAUGGUGGUCCUGGGCACCAAUGCAUCGGAGCAGCGAGGGGAGGAGCGGCAGGGGAGCACGGAGCGGCUUCAGGCCUCUGUGCCCCAGCAGGAGUCCCGCAGUGCCUCCUCCAGCGGCUCCUCCAGCUCCUCCAGCUCCUACCCAGACUCCGUGGGGUUCAGCACUCAGGAGGAGGACGACGACAACAAAGAGCUCAGCUACCCCAUCCCAGCCAGCGGCAAAUGAGCUGAGGUUCCCUGGCACUGGUGAUUGGCAGGAAUGGCACAGAGGAUGAAGUCUGAACAGGCUGUGGAAGAUCAUUUUGAGUAUGACCGAGCGGGUUCAUCUGGGUUCCAUGGAAGUUUUGAAGACAAGUGAGGUGAUCAGGACCGGGAAAUGUGGUCUGGAUGACGAGCACUUAAAAGGAACAAGUGCUUAUUACACGGGAGUUUGUUUGUAUUGUCAGGGAGUCACUGCUGGACCUGUUGACAUUUAAAGGCCAGGUUCCUGCCGCAGCUUGCUCUGCACGGGUGAAAGAACUCUAGGCUGUCUGUGUGCAGCGUUAAGAAACAGACGCCCUCACACAUUCCGGUCAGAGUCUCACUUCCUCUUUGACGAGCCCAGAGAGCCAACAUGAAAAUAAAUGCGUGCGCGCAUGCAAAUGGAGCGCAGGUCUGUAAUGAAAUGACAUACCUCUUUAUGAGUGGACAAGACACUGACUGCUUGUUUACUGUAAGAUAGAGUAGGUGUGUGGACAAGAAGUGCCGUGCAUGUUGCCCGUUAACUGGCUCAUUUCCGAACUGCCACAACACUGGAGAACGUAAUCACUUCUUACGGAAGAAGUAAUUUACAUACUGUGGGCAGUUUUUAUUGCACGGGACCCAUACUGUAUAUAUAGUGAACUCACACAAUGUGUCUAGAUAAGCCUUAUAGGACAAUUUUCAAGUUUAUAGUUCUGGUGUAAAUGUGAAGAUGCCAAAGGAAGUUUAUUGAAAUAAUGCUAUGCCAUUUUGCUCCAACAGACUUUAAUAGUGUGUCAUUAAGGAUUCUCCUUUCUCUCUCUUUCUCUCUUUUUGACAUGCCAUGUGUUUUCAGUGGAAGUUGAUGAUGAUUCAGACUGAAACCAUGAGUCAUUUUUGAAAAUAUUUUGUCUGGUCAUUAUAUCCUAUUAUUUUC